This is a messenger RNA of Calliphora vicina (urban bluebottle blowfly), 3791 nucleotides long. RefSeq names its product punt (gene put). Bases 669 to 2246 code for a protein of 525 amino acids. NCBI's taxonomy places the organism in Eukaryota, Metazoa, Arthropoda, Insecta, Diptera, Calliphoridae. The record is from RefSeq and is a predicted model, not a curated record. Gene Ontology annotation, molecular function: ATP binding; activin receptor activity; activin binding. Gene Ontology annotation, biological process: protein phosphorylation; cellular response to growth factor stimulus; activin receptor signaling pathway. Gene Ontology annotation, cellular component: plasma membrane; activin receptor complex. The transcript has 8 exons.
CAACGGGAGCAACAAAUUUUUCGUACGGAAAAAUUAACAAAAAUAGUGAUUUAAAUUAAACAAAAUUAAUAAAUUUUCGGCAACACCAAAUAAAUUUCAAUUGUUUAAUACUGAAAUAUAUAUAAAAAGUGUUUAAAAGUGCUAAUAAAGAACAAAAUAAAUUGCAUUAAAAAUGUGUACAAUACAACUUACGGAUAAGUAAAACUAAGAAAACACGCAAAUGAAAGAAAUGUAGAAAAACGUACAACAAUAAAAACAACAUAAGCGCCAGAGGAGCGCCAGUAUUCUUUCCAAAAAAAAUUAUUGUACAUAUAACAUACAUAUUCCAAGUCUCCAUAACAAUGUGGAGAACAAAUGUUAGAAUUUCGUGUUACGGAAGUGUUUCUUUAAAAUAGAAUCAUAAUAAAAUCUAUAAGCAAAACAUAACUACAUAUUAAAAUAUGUAUUUAACUUUAAUGUAAGAACAAAAUAUAAAUCAUUAAACGUGUGUUCACAAAAUAUCUACAUAAAUAGUUUUUUGGCAAAUAUAAACCUGUGCGUUAAGAAAAGUAACAACAUAAAAAUACAAUUUUUAAUUAUUGUGAGAUUAGUUUUAUUGUUGUUUGUUUAUUAUCGUAUCCACGUCUCUUUGUCUUCAUCAGAAUCAUUAUUAUUUAAGGAAUAGCAAGAUGUUGCAGUUAUCUUGGAAACCUUUAAUACCCUUUGGUAUAUCCUUGCUACUAGGUUUUUGUUUUUGCCUCUCCGAAUCAGCCAUUUUACCGCCAGAUCAUAAUGUUGAUUGUGAACACUACGACGAGAAAGAAUGUGUGACGCGUGGUGAUUGUGCCACAACAAUCGAACAUUGUAAAUUUGAUUCGGAUAAACCGCCCAGUUGUUAUGUGCUAUGGUCUCGCGAUGAAAUAACGGGCGAAGACCAUAUCAAAAUGAAGGGUUGCUUCUCACAAACUCCUGAAUGUAAUCAAACAGAAUGUGUUACGAGUUCGGAGCCUCGCAAGAAUAAUAUGAAUUUAUUGCAUUUUUGUUGCUGCAAACAAUCAAUGUGUAACACUGCACAAAAAUGGGAGCCAACAACAACAGAAGCAACAACACAAGUACCCAAGGAGAAGACUCCCGAGGACGCGGAUUUAAUUUAUAUUAUAAUUUGUUCCAUCAUACUUGCCAUAUUAAUAACCAUUACGGGUAUAGGUCUAUUUUUAUACCGUAGACGUAAACAAGCCCACUUUAACGAGAUACCCACAAACGAAGCUGAAAUUACCAAUUCAUCGCCUUUGCUCAGCAACCGACCCAUUCAGCUGUUAGAAUUGAAAGCCAGCGGUCGUUUCGGUGACGUCUGGCUGGGAAAACUUCACAAUCAAGAUGUGGCUGUGAAAAUAUUCCGCAUGCAAGAGAAAGAAUCCUGGAAUACUGAAUUGGAAAUCUACAAAUUGCCCCGCAUGCGUCAUCCCAAUAUUUUGGAGUUUUUGGGCCAUGAGAAACACACCGAAAAAAUACAACAAGAAUUCUGGCUGAUAUCGGCCUAUCAACAUAAUGGUUCAUUGUGUGAUUAUCUAAAAGCGCAUACGGUCACGUACCAGGAACUGUGUAAAAUAGCCGAAUCGAUGGCAUGUGGUUUGGCUCACCUGCACGAGGAGAUUUUGUCGGCGAAAACCGAAGGCCUUAAGCCGUCCAUAGCGCAUCGUGAUUUUAAGUCGAAAAAUGUUUUACUCAAAAAUGAUUUGACGGCGUGCAUUGCUGAUUUUGGUUUAGCCAUGAUAUUUCAACCGGGCAAACCUUGUGGUGACACACAUGGCCAGGUGGGCACAAGACGUUAUAUGGCUCCUGAAGUCUUAGAGGGCGCCAUCAACUUCAAUCGUGAUGCUUUUCUACGCAUAGACGUGUAUGCCUGUGGUCUUGUGCUGUGGGAAAUGGUGUCACGUUGCGAUGAUACUGGACCUGUGGGAGAAUUCUUAUUGCCAUUCGAAGCAGAGCUGGGCCAAAGACCUACCUUGGAUGAAGUACAAGAGAAUGUUGUGAUGAAAAAAUUACGUCCACAAAUUUUAAAUUCAUGGCGUUCACAUCCGGGCAUCAGCAUUAUCUGUGACACAAUGGAAGAAUGUUGGGAUCAUGAUGCCGAGGCUCGACUCUCCUCCUCCUGUGUUAUGGAACGUUUUCUACAACUGCAAAAAUAUCCCACCACAAUGUUAAUUAAAACCAAUACCAACAAUAUCGUGGUCGAUGCAAAAGAUUCUAACAAUUUAAGUUUAUAGAACAGGUAUUAAAUCACUCUUGUUACUAAUUUUAACUUCCACACAAUCGUUAAGUUAGAAUAUAAAGUGCACACAAGAGUGAUACAAAAUAACAUAUUAACAAAGGCGCGCCACAAAAUACAAAAAAUAUUAAUAACAAUUAUAUAGAAUUUUUUGUUUGUUUUAAAACUAAUUAAAAUAAUUGUUUUGAGUUUUGAACCCGCUCCUCUAAGUCGUUAUUACGAAAGAAAUAUAUACGAGUAAUUAAAUAAAACCUAUGCUAAAUUUACUCAAAUACAUAACUAGUUAACUUUUUUACUGUCUUAUAACAUAAUAAAAUUAUGUUAGUGGGAUUUUUAAAGAAAAAAAAAGUUUUCUAGACUUUUGAGAAAAUAAGCUUAAGGGAAAUAUGUUAUAGAAAUUGUUUUCCUUUACAAUUUUACGACCCUGGAGGGAUCAUUGUUUUAGAAAAUUAGUUUCUAAAUCAUUUGAGAAACGUUUUUAUAUGAAAAAUGCCGCACAAUGAUGGUGUAACAUUUUUUGUAUAACACGAUUUUCAUAAUGCUUUUACUAUUUGUUUUAUAAAUUACAAUACAUAUAGUUUUAUUUGUCACGAAAGUAAAAAGUAAAUAAACAAAAUAUAAACAUAAGAACAAAUAAAUAUGUAUAAUACAUUUUAUGUCAGUCUUGUCUUAACACAAUUUCAAGCUAAAUAAUCAAAAUUUAUAGGAAAGUGAAAAGUUAAUGCUGGAAUUAAAAUUUAUAAAAUAAAUUCUUAUGCCGUUAUGAGGUUUUUAAAAUCAUACAACAAUUAAACAAAAAUAUAAAUAUUUGAAAGGAGAAUUAGUGUAGGUGUUGGUAGAAAUCUAUAUAACACAGCUACUAAAAAUGCUGUAUACCUCUUAAACACGUUGUCUGCUCAUUUGUACAUUACUUUCUGUAUUACAUCUUUCUAAAUCAUAAAUUAUCUUCAACUUUCCUAUAAUCUUCACCACCUAAUUACAAAAGUUUAGACAAGACUGUGUUAAGUAUUUAAUAAUUAGAAUUUUUAACCGAAAAAAAAAACAAAUAUGCAGCUAAGUUAUACAAAAUAAAGUUAAAAAUAAAAAUACAUUUAUAUAUUAAGAUUUAUUAACAUAUGACUGAUUGAUUAGAAAGAUGAAAAGAAAAAAAGAAAUAUUUUAUUUAAAAAAUAAUAAUAAAAUAAAACAUUAAUCCCGAUUCCUAUAUUGAGCAACCAAAUGCCAUGUCUCUCGUCUACCAUAAACAAAAAAUCCCUUGUUAGGAUUUUUUUCCAAACCACUUUGACUCUUAACAAAAUAACCUAGUUAAUAGACCUAAUAUUAUUAAUAUUAUAUUGUUGUUUUCAUUUAAAUAAUUUAGUAGUACUUUUUAUUAGAUUAUAGUUUAAAAUUUUUCCGAUAUUUUUUCUACAAAUAUGAUGAUGUUAUGUUGUAAUUCAUUUCUUGUGUUUUAGUUAAAUAUAUUUUAUUUUUAUUAAAAUUAUUGGUAAUUUCUUAAUUAAUUUUUUUUUUGAGCUGAAAUAAAAUUUUAUUUUUCCAACAA